Messenger RNA from Rotaria sp. Silwood1, 549 nucleotides. NCBI's taxonomy places the organism in Eukaryota, Metazoa, Rotifera, Eurotatoria, Philodinida, Philodinidae. The record is from the annotation of a GenBank genome assembly.
AUGCAACAACAUCAGCGAUGUGUCGAUAGACGACGAGCUGGACUUAUGAACAGUAAUAAUAAAACAAAAUAUGAUGAUUUUUAUACAAAAUUAGAACGUAUUCGUUUAUCUACUGCAGCUUCAUCUUCAAAACAGUAUCCAAGACGUACAGCAACAGAAUUACUUGAUGAAACAAAAGUAUAUUUUGUUAAAAGUCAAGAAGUUCUACAUAAUCGACAAACACUUUCAAAUAAUCAACGAAUAAAAUCAACAUUUCGAACAGCACAAUUACAUCGUUCGCCUUAUCAAGAAUAUGAACAAGAUCGAUUUCGAUUAGAUCUUCCAUUACAAUCAUCGACAUCUUCAAUAACAAAUAUUUCCGAUUAUGGUGCAUUCGAAAGUGUUAGUGUAUUAUCUCUAUCUGAUCAAACAACACUUGAUAGUAUAAAUAGUCCAACACAUAAAAAACGAACAAUUGUUCCAUCAUCAAUAACUGUUAUUGAACGUAAUGCAAGAAUAAUUAAAUGGCUUUUUCAAUUACAUAAAGCUAAUGAAUUACUUUCAUUUUAA